GGCGGCGGCGGUUGGUCAGGGGCGUGGCGGCUUCGCGCAGAUCGAACCGAGAUGUCAUCCUGCAGGGAGAAGUGACCAUCCCGCGCCAGGGCGGAAAAGCAUUUUCAUUUCAACGUAGAUGACCAUGCAACCUGCAAUUCAAGUGUGGUUUGGAGAAGACCUGCCUCUAAGUCCACGGAGUCCUCUGACCCCCAGACAUGGGCCAGGUUUGGCUGAUGUUUGUCAAUAUGAUGAGUGGAUAGCUGUGAGGCAUGAAGCCACCCUGUUGCCCAUGCAAGAAGAUCUGUCAAUAUGGCUGUCUGGUUUAUUAGGUAUUGAAGUUAAGGCAGAACAAUUAUUGGAAGAACUUGAUAAUGGAGUACUAUUAUGCCAACUGAUUGAUGUUCUUCAAAACAUGGUGAAAACAUGCAACUCUGAAGAACCUGAAAAUUUUCCAAUGAGAAAAGUGCCCUGUAAGAAAGACGCUGCCUCAGGUUCAUUCUUUGCUAGAGACAAUACUGCGAACUUCCUUCACUGGUGCAGGCACAUUGGGGUUGAUGAGACUUACCUCUUUGAAUCUGAAGGUUUAGUUUUGCACAAAGACCCAAGACAGGUAUAUCUUUGUCUUCUAGAAAUUGGUCGAAUUGUGUCAAGAUAUGGGGUAGAGCCACCAGUGUUAGUAAAACUUGAGAAAGAAAUUGAGCUGGAAGAGACCUUACUUAAUACUUCUGGGCCUGAAGAUUCCAUUAGCAUUCCAAAAUCAUGCUGUCAGCAUGAAGAGCUGCAUGAAGCUGUUAAACAUAUUGCUGAAGACCCUCCUUGUAGUUGUUCCCAUCGAUUUUCUAUUGAGUACUUAUCUGAAGGACGGUACCGACUUGGGGAUAAAAUACUGUUUAUAAGAAUGCUUCAUGGAAAACACGUCAUGGUCCGUGUUGGUGGAGGCUGGGAUACCCUUCAAGGAUUUUUGCUUAAAUAUGAUCCCUGUCGAAUAUUGCAGUUUGCUACACUAGAACAAAAAAUUCUAGCUUUUCAGAAAGGAGUUUCUAAUGAAAGUGUGCCUGAUCCGUCUGCCAAAACACCUCAGCCUCCUGAAAUGAAUCCUUUGUCAGCAGUUAGCAUGUUUCAGAAACAAAAACCAAAACCUGGCACGCCAAUGGGUAUACCAAGGAGCAAAGAAAAGCAGGCACGUCCACCGGCUGAACUGCCACCAGAAUCUUCCCUGAAGGGAGGGAAUCUGGGCUCCAUGUCAGUCCGUCCUAAAUUGCCAAAUUCUCCAGCAGUGUCUUCUCAUCUUAAGCUCAAAUCUUCAAAAGACAUAGCAAGGAAACCACCGGCACCUUCAAACAAUGCAUCAUCUUCACUUCCUUCUUUAAAUCCAGUAGGUAAAAGUACUUCUUCACCAGCUUCAUCCAGAACUGCAUCUAAAUGUAUCUUAUCACCCAGUACUCCUAAGGCCAAGCUUACUACAGCCCAGAAGCCUAGAGAUGUGCCUAAGUCUGCACUUUUGCCAAAUAAAUCUUCUGGAAAAACUGAACCAAAGCAUUUGAAACACACUCAUGUAUCUUCCAGGGAUAAUGCAGGAUCUCACUCAGCUGCACAUUCAGAUUCAUCAUCAAAGUGUCCAAAGCUCCCUAAAGCAAAUAUCCAUGUAAGGCCUAAACCUUCCCCUUCUAUACAUUCCCCUGCAAAAAUGACCGCAGGUCUAGGAACACGGUCUCAGCCAUCUGAUGGAGCCCCACAAGCAAGGGCAAUGCCAGCACAGAAACUUAAGUCAGCCUUGAAUUUAAACCAGCCACUCUCGGUAUCCUCAGUUGUGCCUGCAAAAGCUGCACAGGAAUCAAAAGAUAAGAACAUGGCUUCAGUUGCCAAAACGCAGCCUCAAAAUAAAAGUACAUCCCAGAAGACAGAACCCAGCUCCUCGAAGUCCUCUGCCCGUACCCCGCUGUCCAUCAUGAGUCUUCCCCAGUCCUCUGUCAAGACACGGACUGUACCAAAGUCAGCACAGAGUACCACUCAGGGCCAGUAUUUAGCUAAAGGGCCUCCAAAAAGUACCAAAGCCCCAGCUUCAACCAGGAAACCACCCUCGUCUGGUAAGGAAGCAGUUAGCGGAGAUCAAAAACUUACUGCAAGGAAGAAGGAAGAUGAUGACCAUUAUUUUGUUAUGACUGGAAGUAAGAAACCUAGAAAGUAAAUACAAAUGUGUCAUUUUAAUAAAACAGUAAAGAGAGUGAAUGUA
This is a messenger RNA of Hyaena hyaena (striped hyena), 2215 nucleotides long. It is a transcript of the gene GAS2L3, whose product is annotated as growth arrest specific 2 like 3. Bases 119 to 2170 code for a protein of 683 amino acids. The record is from RefSeq and is a predicted model, not a curated record. The transcript is spliced from 9 exons. Gene Ontology annotation, cellular component: actin filament. Gene Ontology annotation, biological process: actin crosslink formation. Gene Ontology annotation, molecular function: actin filament binding; microtubule binding; cytoskeletal adaptor activity. NCBI's taxonomy places the organism in Eukaryota, Metazoa, Chordata, Mammalia, Carnivora, Hyaenidae.